AUGAGAGACGGGCGCCGGCGGAUUCGUGUGGAUCGAGAAGCUCUGAUGCGCGACCGCGAUUGUCUGCGCGAUAGUUUCGACGGGUAUCCAUGUGAGCUUAUUUGCUGUCCCGAAGGAUAUGAGUUGGGUGGAUGCCGCGGCAUCGACGUGUUUGUAGGGAAUCGUCCGAGUUCAGCGGUCGGACCGCCUGUGGCGUGUGGGACCGGGGAGGGCCUUGGAGGUUAUUGUGGGGAGUUGAGUGGUGGGAGGUGUCUGUCGAGGUGGUUGGGUGGGGAGGGCAGUUCUCCGCUUGAGGGCGACGGGGACGCGGGAACUGUUCGGGGAGGGAGCUUUGGUCAGGGGGAGGGAGGCGUGAGAGCACUGCGGCCCUUGGGUGAGAGGUCCGUGGUGGGGGGUUGGAGCGGGCGAGCGCGACGCCGGGCCGCCGUGGGCGAGGAGAGGCGUGUGCGGUGGAGAGUUGUUUGGGGGGGGCUCGAGGAGCGGUCCGGUCCUGGGACCGGGAAGGGAUCGGAGCUAAGGGAAGCCCUGGAGAUGAAACGUGGGGGAAGGUUGAGGGAGAAUGGAGAGAGUGCGGAGAGGAUUGGGUUGAGGGAGUGA
Knipowitschia caucasica is the source of this 597-nucleotide messenger RNA. Lineage: Eukaryota; Metazoa; Chordata; Actinopteri; Gobiiformes; Gobiidae. The record is from the annotation of a GenBank genome assembly.